CCCCACGAAACACGUGAAAUGGCGAUGAAAUGGCAUGCGACGCGACAAACAUGAAAAUCAAUGUCAAUAUCAACAUCAACAUCACCAUCCAAACAUCAACAAACAUCCCGAGCACAGAGUGGGAAAGAAACAUAUUUCCGAUAUCUUAUCCUACACAUUGAUACCUCCACCACCAAUCAUGAGAAGUUCACGCUCUUCCCCACAAUCCGUAGGGUUCAAUUCGAAUUCAAACAUGGACAUAACGGAAGAAAUUAUUAGUCCUCAAGACGCGGCUGGCAUAGAAUUGGAUAAUGAAAUAGCUUCACUACAGGAACAAAUCGCAUCAUUAAAAGAUCAACGUCGCCUUCAAACGGCUACUAUCCUCUCUUCUCAAGCUUCGAAAUCCAUUUUGUCGAAUUUACGAAAGUCUUCCUCCAAAACGAAAUCCCCCCAGUUUACUACUCCUACAGACUCCGAUCCACUACUUGCGACUUCGGCAGCUCAAACAACCCAUAAUCUCGAGAAUCUAUAUCGCGCAUGCGCAUCAAUUACAUCCUUCCAAAUUCAAGAUCCGGACCCGAACGCUGUAGACAAUGGGCAUGUAUUGGGAAUUCGAAUUGAAGCAAGCAGUUCUGGAAAAUUUGUUCGGCCUUAUUAUGUCAUGUUAAAUAAGCCAUAUUCUGGAUCAGCAGCACUGAGAAUCCAUCGGCACACAGUGCCUCCAUGUAUCCCUUUGGCUAGCCUGGCCGCGAAAUAUUUGCCUGCUCCUAAAGUCGCUGAGGGUAUCGUCAAAGAGAAACGACAAGAUUUGACUGCGUUUGUACGGAAAUUACGACGAGAGAUUACAGGUUAUCAUUUGCGUGUGGCAUCCAUCAAGCAUCUACGAAAAGGGUUCUCUUUGGAUGAGAAAUUAAGCAGCAAAGGAAAAGAAAAGGAGCGAGAGAUCGCAGAUAUCAGUGCUGCUGAUGCAGAAGCAAAGCAAGUGAGGAUUGAGUGGAUAGAUGGCAAGGUCGGUAGAUGCGUUGUAGGAAUGAAUGGGGAAGUCGUCAAAUGUGUCAUCAUCGGAGAAGAUGGGCGUGAUCGUGAGACGGAAAGAAGGGUGUUGGGCGGCGAUAAAAGAAUGGAGGGAAUCGCUGACAGAUUGAUGGAAGGUAUAUAUUAAGAGCUUAAAUUUGAGCUUGGAGGUUGGGGGAUAGAGGAGUUUAUCGCUUGUUGUUUACAAAUACCCCGGGACUUAAAUGCUCUGCACCACGGCAUUCAUUAAUUUUCACUACGGCUGCUUCUUCCAACUAAGAUUAAAUGUGAUCCAUCGCAUUGAAUGAAGGGCAUGUUGCUGAGCUGGAACGUAAGGUAUUUACCGAGUGACAGGGAAACGAGCUUGAAGGCCAGUCGACUUAUUCCAAGCACCAGAUACCAUAAAGGGAACUCGGUGACAUAUAAGAGCUCUUGUAGAGAUUCUGGAAGGCGCUCUGUAGAACACUUUUAGCGAAGUUUCUGCUGGCCCAACUUCAAUAAACUGACUAUUGUUGAUGUAAGCCAGACUUUAACUUUGCGGAUGAUCACAUACUUCAGGCAUUCAGCUACACACGCGCGCUCACAGCUGAUCGACACUCAUCGAUCAGAGCACCAUCACACGUUUUAAGCUGUCAGUACAUCCUCCUUCUUCGCUGCAGUUUCAGAUCCUAUAGGCUAUACCGGUAGGCCGGAGGACAAGCUGGGGUCGACGGAUGAAUUGGAAAGUGGGAUCACGUGAUCGUUUAUAUACUGAUCCAAUAAUUUAAACCUAAUCUCCACAAA
Botrytis deweyae is the source of this 1776-nucleotide messenger RNA. RefSeq lists its product as uncharacterized. The record is from RefSeq and is a predicted model, not a curated record. NCBI's taxonomy places the organism in Eukaryota, Fungi, Ascomycota, Leotiomycetes, Helotiales, Sclerotiniaceae. The transcript is spliced from 3 exons. Gene Ontology annotation, cellular component: kinetochore; Mis6-Sim4 complex. The coding region runs from base 35 to 1141 and encodes 368 amino acids.